Plasmodium vinckei vinckei is the source of this 1290-nucleotide messenger RNA. Its product is annotated as conserved Plasmodium protein, unknown function. The coding region runs from base 1 to 1290 and encodes 429 amino acids. The transcript has a single exon. Lineage: Eukaryota; Apicomplexa; Aconoidasida; Haemosporida; Plasmodiidae. The record is from RefSeq and is a predicted model, not a curated record. Gene Ontology annotation, biological process: glycolipid biosynthetic process. Gene Ontology annotation, cellular component: mitochondrion; plasma membrane; lipid droplet.
AUGAGUUUAAAACAGUAUGACAUUCUUUUACUUGGUAGUACAGGAUAUACUGGGGAAAUGGUUUUAGAGUAUUUUUUGGAAAAUUAUAAAAAAAAAAUAGAAAAUGAAAAAUUAAAAAUCUUAUGUGGUGUCCGGAAUGUAAAUAAGCUUAAUAAUAUUUUAUUAAAAAUAAAAGAAAGAAUAAAUGUAGAUUGUAUUGAUAAAAUAAAUAUAAAAGAAUGUGAUGUAGAAAAUUAUGAAUCGAUUUUAAAUUGUGCCAUAUUAUGCAAAGUGGUAAUAAGUACUGUAGGGCCAUAUGGGAAAUAUGGAUAUACUAUAGUUAAGGCAUGUAUAGAUGGAUCUUGUGAUUAUUUAGAUGCUUGUGGGGAGCAUGAUUUUAUUUUAAAUGUAUAUAAAGAAUAUAAUAAAAUAGCUAAAGAAAAAGAAUUAAAAAUUAUACAUAGUGCUUCAUUUAUAUCAGCUAUAAGUGAUUUAGGGAAUUUAAUUAUACAAGAAGAAUUUGAAAAAAAAUAUAAAAGUACAUGUCCCUAUGUUCGGAUUCGAUUAUCCUCUGAGGGUAGUAAUGAUAGAACAAUUGGAAAAGCUACAUUAAAAAGUUAUUUAUUAUUUAAAAAAACAGUAGGAAAUAAAUAUAAUAAAUAUUAUUUAUGUCAAUCUGAUGAUAAGAAUAGUGAUUGUGCAAAAUGGGAAGAUAAAGAUAAAACUCAAAACUAUUGUUAUGAAAAAGAGUUUGGGUAUUGUUUUGACACAACUUAUUCUUUGGUUGAAGAGACAUAUGUUUUAUGGUCUAACUAUUUACUUAAUUAUAAAUAUGGAAAAGAUUUAGUAAUAGAUUAUAAGCAAUAUGAUUCAGAUUUAUCAUAUUUUCGAUAUAUGUUAAAAAUAGGAUUAUUUUAUGUUAAUAGUUUUUUUAGUAAUUUUACUUUUAUUGAUUAUUUGCUAGAUAAAUAUGUUGAUAAUUUUCAUAAAGUGAAAACAUCUAGAGAAUUAAAAAAAUGUAAUUGGAAAUGUACCAUGAUUGGUGAGUCAGAAAAUGAUAAUAUAUCUAAUACUGAUAUUAUAAAGAAGGGUGAAGAGAAUAAACAGGUUGUCUUAAAUUUUCAUGGAAAAAAUGAAGAUCCAGGAUAUUUAUUAACAGCUAAAAUAAUAUCAGAAAGUGCAAUUUCGCUAGUUGAAAAUAGAACAAAUUUAAAUAAAAACUUUGGAGUAAUGUCUGUGUCAGUAGGUCUUGGUUGGAAUCUUAUUGACCGAUUAAAACAAGCAUCAAUUAGCAUAACAAUAGAUAGAUAA